AUGGAGUCCUUCUUCUCCAAUAAUGAUUACCAUGAGCACUUAGCUAGAGUAGCUUCUGAUCAUUGUCCCAUCAUCCUCAAUAUCCUCAACUUUAAACUACCAACCGUGAAAUCUAUCAAGUUUGAGGAUGUGUGGGUCUUUUAUCCUGCUAUAAUCAAGGUGGUCAAGAAGGCUUGGGCUAUUAAUUAUCAGGGAAGUCAUGCACAUAUUUUAAACUCUAAAUUUGGAAGAUCUCUUAGAUCUCUAUUCUUUUGGAGUAAGGCUAAGAAGGUUAACCUGAAUUUAUCUAAAGAUAAAUCGAUGGAAGAUAUAUUGGAAAUUCAAAAUCAAGAAGCUGAAAUGGGUUGUCUCUCUGAUGAAGACUGCUGGAAAUUAGAAGCCAAGGUAUUGGUGCUGAAUUCUACAUUGGCUAGAUUGAACACAUGGUGGAAACAAAGAGCUAAAGUCAAAUGGAUGGUUGAUGGAGAUUGCAAUAUUAAAUUUUUUCAUUCAUAUGCUAGUGCAAAAAGAAGGUUGAACAACAUUGUGAAGAUCAAGGAUGAGGAUGGUAAUGUUCUGGAAGAACAAAAUCAAAUUGAGUAA
Molecule: messenger RNA, 582 nt
Organism: Dendrobium catenatum
Lineage: Eukaryota; Viridiplantae; Streptophyta; Magnoliopsida; Asparagales; Orchidaceae
Exons: 2
Coding region: 1-582 (193 amino acids)
Source: RefSeq, a predicted model, not a curated record